Molecule: messenger RNA, 687 nt
Organism: Peronospora farinosa
Lineage: Eukaryota; Oomycota; Peronosporomycetes; Peronosporales; Peronosporaceae
Source: the annotation of a GenBank genome assembly
AUGGAUGAAGCUUAUGCCGUUAAGCAGACGCAAUUUCUAGGGAAAUCCGUGAGUUACGUGUGUCAAAACUUGAAUGGACCGUGUCCACUAUUAGCAAUUGCCAACGUGUUAUUAUUACGUGGACAAUUAACACUCGAGGGGAUCGUUGAACCUCGUGGGUAUGUAAAUGCUUCUAAUUUAAUGCACAUGAUACAUUGUCGACUAUUGGAUACAAAUCCACCUUUGAAAAAUGCAAGUGAAUUACAACGUUUAACACAAGAAAAGACAUUGAUGGAUAUCGUCGAGUUAUUACCAAGUAUGUUGGUCGGUCUUGAUGUAAACGUUCGUUUUCACAACAUUACAGAUUUUGAGUAUACAGUCGCCUGUGCAGUAUUUGAUAUGCUCGAUAUUGUAUUGGUACAUGGCUGGCUACUGGAUGAACAAGAUGAGCUAACAAUGAAAGUGAUAGGGAAUAAGUCGUACAAUGAGUUGAUUGAGCGGUUGGUGGAUUACCGUGGUGUACUUAUGACGGAAAAAGCGAGCAAGAAGGAGGUAUCGGUGGUGGAGAAACAUGAAGACACAGAGCUGUCAUCAGAUACUGAAGUGACACAAUUGGGAGACGAAGAAGAGACGAAACCUGAGGCAGCUUCUACUUCCAGCGGCAGCAGGGGCAAUUCCAACGACAAGAUUUCAGAACCUAUCGAUUGA